AUGUCCUACUCAGGCUCCCGCUACCGCCCCUCCAGGCGCCAGGUAGCUGCGCCCAAUGAUUCCCGGUCAAGACCGUCGUCACGCUACGAUACCCCCAGCAGAACCCCCCAGCCCGCCGGCGGCGGCGGCCCCAGUCACGGUGGCGAUAGUAGGGCCCGCUCCUUCCCCGCAGAUGAGUACCUCGCCUACAGUUCCGACGACGACGACGACGACUACGACGGCGACUUCUACCGCCGCUCAUCCGGCAGAGCCCCUGGUAGAGCCCCUGGCGGUGGCAGUAGCCGUGGCUACGACUACGAUAGCUACGACGAUGGCUACGACGGUGACUCCGACCGCGGUUACAGCCAAGGCGGUGGUAGAUCUCACUCAUCCCGUGCUUCCGUUGCUCCCCGAGAUGAUCGCCACCACGGUCACGGCGGCUCUCCUCCUUCUUCUUCUUCUUCCCACCGGGACGAACAACGCUACUACGCUCCCGGCGGCUUAAGCAGCUCUGACCGACACCGCCCCCAUGACCGUGACUAUGGCCACGAUUCAGGACCAAGUCCUUCUUCGCGCCACCGUGACGACGACAUGCUCAGAGGAGACCCGAGAGCGCCGAUGGAGCGUGGCAUGUCAGGUCACGAGAGUCGGCGCGAGAUACCCUUUCGCUAUGUGAGCCCUUUUGAUCUGGGUUUCGCCGGCGGAUCGAGAGAGCGUGGUGGUGGUGGUGUUGGCAGGAGUCACCAAGACUCUUUUGGGGAAAAUUGGAACAUUCCGUCGCAUUCCCGUCAUGGGCGUUCGAGCGCGAGGGAUGAUGCAUGGUUUUCUGAUGGAGAGUCCGAUUGGAGUGAUGGGUUCUGGUGA
This is a messenger RNA of Neurospora crassa OR74A, 843 nucleotides long. RefSeq lists its product as hypothetical. The transcript has 2 exons. Bases 1 to 843 code for a protein of 280 amino acids. Lineage: Eukaryota; Fungi; Ascomycota; Sordariomycetes; Sordariales; Sordariaceae. The record is from RefSeq and is a predicted model, not a curated record.